CUUUAACUUCCUGACUGAUGUCUUGAGAUGUUGCUUCAAUAUUUCCACAUCAUUUUCCAUCCUCAUGAUGCCAUCUCUUUUGUGAAGUGCACCAUUUCCUGAGUUUGAAGGUAUGUUUUGAAAUAUAUCCACAGGUACACCUCCAAUUGACUCAAAUAUCAAUUAGAAGUUUCUGAUAGGCUAAAGCCAUGACAUCAAUUUCUGGAAUUUUCCAAGCUAUUUAAAGCCACAGUCAACUUAGUGUAUGUAAACUUCUGACACAGUGAAUUAUAAGUGGAAUAACCUGUCUGUAAACAAUUGUUGGAAAAGUUGCUUGUGUCCUGCACAAAGUAGAUGUCCUAACAAGAAAUUUGUGGACUGGUUGAAUUUUUUUUUUAAAGUUUUAACGACUUCAACCUAAGUGUAUGUAUACUUCCGACUUCAACUGUACAUGUAUUGUAGCUCAGUUGGUAGAGCAUGGCGCUUCUUGUAAUGCCAGGGUAAUGGGUUUGAUUCUGGGACCAGCCAUACGUAAAAUGUACGCACGCAUGACUAAGUCACUUUGGAUGAAAGCGUCUGCUAAAUUAUAAUAUACUGUAUUAUUCACUAGGUGUUGUGGGGUUGUAUUAACCUACAUGAUGCGCUAUAAUACAUCUGCACUAAUGCACCACCGGGGGGCAGCAGAGUAAUAGAAACCAUUGACGAAGUACAUUUAAAAAAAUGUUUUUUUUAUUUAACUGGGCAAGUCAGUUAAGAACAAUUUCUUAUUUACAAUGACGGCCUACCCCGGCCAAACCCUAACCCGGACGACAGCCGAUUGUGAUACGGCCUGGAAUCGAACCAGGGUCUGUAGUGAUGCCUCUAGCACUGAGAUGCAGUGCCUUAAACCGCUGCGCCACUCAAGAGCCCAAGUGAACAGAGCCUAGUUUCAAUUUAAACAGACAGUACACCUGCAUUUGAUUAAUACGAUUGGUCCUAAUAUAUCAAGCAUUCCUUAUUUCCUGGACUCCAACCAUAACAAAGUACUAUUUCUCACUUGUGUGUGUGUGUGUGUGUAUAUAUAGGAUAAAUAAUCAAUAACAUGCCCUUUUCCCUACUGGUUUUCUAUGUUGGGCACAUGGCAUUUCUGAAUGGAAAUAACCCGCUCAGGUUUAUCAAAGACCUCUAACCUCACCAGGUGUACCUGGAGCGUCUGCUGACCUACGCUGAGAUGGACAUCUGUCCCUGCAACUGGAAGCGGAUCGUACUGGGAGCCAUCCUGCUGGCGUCCAAGGUGUGGGACGACCAGGCCGUGUGGAACGUAGACUACUGCCAGAUCCUCAAAGACAUCACCGUGGAGGACAUGAACGAGAUGGAGCGUCACUUCCUGGAACUUCUGCAGUUCAACAUCAAUGUCACGGCCAGUGUUUAUGCUAAGUACUACUUUGACCUGCGAUCUCUGGCCGAGGACAACAACCUCCUCUUUCCCCUCGAGCCACUCAGCAACGAGAGGGCACAGAAACUGGAGGCCAUCUCCAGACUGUGUGAAGACAAGUACAAGGACCUGAGCCGAGCAGCCAUGAGGAGGUCCUUCAGCGCUGACAACCUGGUGGGCAUCCGCUCCAACGCUGUGCUCUCAUAGGCCAGCCACACUUCAGCGUUGUGCUCUCAUUAGUCAGCGACAAAUCUGUCACUCCAACAUUGUGCUCUCACUGGACAGACACAAUGGUGGAGUUAAUUUCGCAUGGCCCUGUGCCCCGAAUGGGGGAAGUUUGCUCAUUUUAGACUUCCAUUGGUCCUUAAGUGAAAAGUCUACCCGCCUGGAGCACUGAGCCAUGCAAAAUUAACUCCACCAAUAUCUGACCUCUACAGCCCAACCAACACCCCAGGAUACCUGCCACACACCCAGCCCCUCUGAGAGACUGGUCGAGGCAGCACCAUAGGCCCCGCCUGUCCCGUCCCAGACCCUAAGCGCAAAAUAACUUCUUCACUACAUAGAAAGAAGGGGAAAAUAUUUUUUUUUGGUGCUUACUAUGUAGGCUACUAGCUGUGAAAUGUACCCGUUUUUAAACUGAAAAUAAUUUGGAGAUGGAGGAUUUUAAAUAAACACUAAACAUGUAA
Molecule: messenger RNA, 2079 nt
Organism: Oncorhynchus masou masou (cherry salmon)
Lineage: Eukaryota; Metazoa; Chordata; Actinopteri; Salmoniformes; Salmonidae
Product: cyclin-Y-like protein 1
Exons: 3
Coding region: 1190-1600 (136 amino acids)
Biological process (GO): regulation of canonical Wnt signaling pathway; regulation of protein kinase activity
Cellular component (GO): plasma membrane
Molecular function (GO): cyclin-dependent protein serine/threonine kinase activator activity
Source: RefSeq, a predicted model, not a curated record